AUGGCGGCGCCCGGCGGAGCACUUGCAAGCAGUAAGCUUUCUUCAGAUAUUGUCUACAAUCCAGGCAGCUGGUUCUUAGCUCCUUGUGCAGGCAAUUCACAGGCUUCCAUUGAUGUGCUUGAACUGAAUCAAAGCCUGGUCUCCCUUAAACUUUCCUACAUUCGUGAUAAAGCUGCUGUAAACAUAAGCAACAGUAGGAGAGGAGGAGAAGAACAAGCAACUGGAAUGGAAAGAAGGCCUUUACAGUGGAAGAAGCGCAAGAUUCUUGGGGCAGGAUCGUAUGGGAGGGUUUACUUGGCUUCACCAGCGGACUUUUCUUCACCAUCGCCUCCAUUAGCCGCUGUGAAGUCGGCUGAUAUCAAUCUCUCAGAAACUUUGCAGAAAGAGCGUAUGUUCUUGUACGAAUUGAGGGGCGAGCCAAACAUCAUCCAUUGCUUUGGCAAUGACAUAAGCACGGAAAAAGAUGAAAGAGUUUAUAAUCUUCUUCUGGAGUAUGCGCCGGGUGGCUCCCUUCAUGACUUAAUCAAGAAGAACAAAGGUACUAUACCCGAAUCCCACGUUGCAUGUUACACUUACAUGAUCCUCAAGGGCCUUUAUGCUAUGCUUGAAUGUGAGAUUAUUCAUUGUGAUUUAAAGCCGGGUAACAUCCUUGUUUUCCCUAACGCCGACGACAACAAUGGCAUACACCAACUUAAGAUAGCUGAUUUUGGACUCGCUAAGAAAGAGUGGGACACCGAAUUACAUGAAUGGGGAAGAAUGGGAUACAAUAACCGAUGUACGCCUAUUUAUGCAUCGCCAGAAUCAUUAGCAUGUGGUUGUAAGGCAGCAGGUGAUAUAUGGUCCUUGGGCUGCAUUGUCGUAGAGAUGAUAACUGGCGAACCAGUCUGGUCGUGUCGCACUAUAGGAGAACUGGCAAGUAAAAUUCUGUAUGAGAAACCUAAGAUACCAGAAAACCUUUGUGAGGAGGGAAAAGAUUUCUUGGCGAGAUGUUUUGAAGCAACUGUUCCCAAGAGAUGGACAGCAGAAGAAUUAUUGGAUCAUCCCUUUAUUGUCAAAAACCUGAAGUUCUUAGAUGAUGGAAGUCGUCUUUCCUCUGGUCAAUGUUAUCAGAUGAACCCUUUUGGCUUUGUUGACUCGGUUUCUACCCUUGAUUUGUUUUCAACUUCUUCGUUGGAGCCUCAAUGCAGCCCUUUUGAGUCUUGGUGCCGAGUGACAGACAACGAGACAGAAGAAUCCCGACCUUCCUGUUGUCUUCCCAGUGAAUCAUUCAAGUUGGAGGAGAAAUUAAAAAAUAUCCAUGUGUUCUGA
This is a messenger RNA of Coffea eugenioides, 1308 nucleotides long. RefSeq names its product mitogen-activated protein kinase kinase kinase 17-like. The record is from RefSeq and is a predicted model, not a curated record. Gene Ontology annotation, biological process: protein phosphorylation. The transcript is spliced from 3 exons. NCBI's taxonomy places the organism in Eukaryota, Viridiplantae, Streptophyta, Magnoliopsida, Gentianales, Rubiaceae. Gene Ontology annotation, molecular function: ATP binding; protein kinase activity. The coding region runs from base 1 to 1308 and encodes 435 amino acids.